Bombus impatiens (common eastern bumble bee) is the source of this 2052-nucleotide messenger RNA. RefSeq names its product BTB/POZ domain-containing protein 3 (gene lute). NCBI's taxonomy places the organism in Eukaryota, Metazoa, Arthropoda, Insecta, Hymenoptera, Apidae. Gene Ontology annotation, cellular component: cytosol. The record is from RefSeq and is a predicted model, not a curated record. The coding region runs from base 150 to 1724 and encodes 524 amino acids. The transcript is spliced from 7 exons. Gene Ontology annotation, molecular function: protein binding. Gene Ontology annotation, biological process: neurogenesis.
UGGACGCGCGUGCCCUAAGUUUCCUAUCGACCGACGUACGGAACUAUCUAACCAGCGCCCGUCUGACAUGGCGCCCAUGUAAAUGAAAUCCAAAAUCGUUCCGUGUUGCAAUUGAAGAGAAAACGGGCAAUCAAGUUUAAAAAGUGAAAAUGGCGAUGUCAAAUCUUUACUCGAAAAUAUCAACGAAGCCAAUGAAACGGUUCCAGGACAACGUCACAGUCAAACAGACUAAUCCAUGGUUAAACGCGGAAUCACUGAUUCCUGUAUCAGAUUCACCACCUACUGUAAGCCCAUUAUCUUCUUCCAUUGUAUUACAACGUGAAGGAACGAUAAACCAACCACUUAGUGCACCUGCUUCACCUUUGUCUUCCUUAUCAUCUCCUUUAACUCAAUUGAAUUUGUCAUCACCUGAAGACUGUACACAAGAUCCUAAUUGGCAGGCAACAAAACCUACAGUUCGAGAACGAAAUGCUGCCAUGUUUAACAAUCAUUUAAUGGCUGAUAUUAUAUUUAUUGUUGGCAGCCCAGGUCACAUACAAACUAUACCAGCACAUAAGUAUGUAUUGGCCACUGGUAGUUCUGUAUUUUAUGCCAUGUUUUAUGGUGGUCUAGCAGAGAAUAAAAGAGAUAUAGAAGUACCAGAUGUAGAGCCUGCUGCUUUUCUUGCUCUAUUAAGGUAUAUGUACUGUGAUGAAGUACAAUUAGAAGCUGACACAGUGUUAGCAACACUCUAUGUUGCUAAAAAAUAUAUAGUCCCCCAUUUAGCAAGAGCAUGUGUUAAUUAUUUAGAAACAAGUUUAACAGCAAAGAAUGCAUGUUUACUUUUAAGUCAAUCUCGUUUGUUCGAAGAACCAGAUCUUAUGCAACGUUGCUGGGAAGUUAUAGAUGCUCAAGCAGAAAUGGCGCUAAGAUCAGAUGGUUUUGUGGAUAUUGAUAUUCACACUCUUGAAUCAGUGCUUUCUCGAGAAACAUUAAACUGUAAAGAGAUACAUAUAUGGGAUGCUGCAUUAAGAUGGGCUACUGCAGAAUGUAUUCGGCAAGAACUUGAACCUUCAUCAGCCAAUCAAAGACGACUAUUAGGAUCUGCUUUAUAUUUAAUUAGACUUCCUGCUAUGAAUUUGGAAGAAUUUGCCAAUAGUGCUGCUCAGACUGGAAUCUUAACACAACAAGAAACAAUUGAUGUUUUUUUGCAUUUCACUGCUAGUAAUAAACCUCAACUUUGUUUCCCUACCAAACCUCGACAAGGUUUAAAAACUCAAGUGUGUCAUAGGUUUCAGUCAUGUGCAUAUAGAUCAAAUCAGUGGCGUUACAGAGGCAGAUGUGACUCAAUUCAAUUUAGCGUUGAUAAAAGAAUAUUUGUUGUUGGUUUCGGACUUUAUGGAAGUUCAUCUGGUGCUGCAGAUUAUAAUGUUAGAAUCGAACUUAAAAGAUUGGGAUGUGUUUUAUCUGAAAAUAGUACGAAAUUUUUUUCGGAUGGCUCGAGCAGUACGUUUCAUGUAUAUUUUGAGAAUCCAAUCCAAAUCGAGCCAGAAUGCUUUUAUACAGCUAGUGUAAUAUUAGACGGAGGCGAGCUAAGUUACUUCGGUCAAGAAGGAAUGUCAGAGAUAACAGUUGGUAAUGUAAAUUUUCAAUUUCAAUGCAGUUCGGAAAGUACGAAUGGUACUGGUGUACAAGGAGGGCAAAUACCCGAAUUAAUUUUUUAUGGACCACCAGUAGAUGACUGAUGGAAAUUUACCACAGAAAUAAUGGUUUAACUGCUGGUCUCUAAAAAUAUGUACCUUGACAUUGUUCAAGAUUUUGUAUAAUUGUUUUGAGUACUAUUUUUAAAUCGAUGACGAAUAUUAUGUAAUAGAUGCACUCUAAAAAAUAUUAAAUAUUUUGAAUUUAGUAUAAAAUCAUAAUGAAUAGUUUGCAGAAGAAAUUAUAAUUUUAUUUCUAUUAUUAUCACUCUAUUAAUCAAAUAUAAAAAGAAAUGUCUUUGUUUUAAUUCAAAGACUUGAAAACAAACUUUCUGUUUUAUGAUACAUUGAAUAUAAAUAUGAACAAUUGCAU